AUGCAAUCUUCCUCAACACCUCUGCUCUACCUCCACCUGCUACUCUCGCCGUGCCUUCUUCUCUUGCAAGUACAUGCAGUGCAUCAUGGGGGCAUAUCACUGAGGUCUCAGCAGACAGCGCUCCUCCACUGGAAAUCUACUCUCGACAGCUUGCCGCCAUGGAUGAGCUCUUGGCAGGACUAUACCAGCCCGUGCAAUUGGACCGGCAUCAUGUGUACAUCCGUGCGCCAUGGACGCCGCAGGCCUUGGGUCGUGACAAACAUCUCCCUCCCAGAUGCCGGCAUCCAUGGCCAGCUCGGUGAGCUCAACUUCUCAGCUCUCCCAUUCCUCGCAUAUAUUGACCUCAGCAACAACAGUCUAUAUGGCGCUAUCCCAGCCAACAUCAGUUCUCUAUCAAAACUCUCCUUCCUUGACCUCACGAGCAAUUGGCUUACCGGACAAAUACCACAUGAGAUCAGUGGCCUACAAAGUCUCACAGCGCUUGGACUAUCCUUUAACAACCUCACAGGGCCCCUCCCUGCAUCAUUGUGUAACCUAACAUCGUUAAUACUGCUUAUUAUUCACCAAAACAUGGUCUCAGGACACAUUCCAAUGGAUAUAGGGAGGCUUGUCAGCCUGCAGACUCUACAACUAAGUAACAGUGCCUUAAGCGGUGAGAUACCCAGAGCUCUUGGAAAUCUGACCCGUCUAAGUGCUUUGUGUCUGUAUGGUAAUGAACUGUCUGGGCCUAUACCCACGGAAAUAGGGAAGCUCGUAAACCUGCAAGAUCUUGAUCUCGGCAGUAACAAGCUUACUGGUGCAAUCCCUGUCUCUUUAUCCAAUCUCACAAAGAUCACCAUAAUUUAUCUAGAUGAAAAUCAAAUCACAGGUCCCAUCCCUCCAGAACUAGUCAAGCUCAUUAACCUGCAACAUCUUGAACUCGGCGAUAACAAGCUCACAGGGCCUAUACCCCUAGAACUUGGCAUCCUAUCAAAUCUCCAGAUUUUGCACUUGGAUAGCAACCAAAUUUCUGGUUUUAUUCCAGCCAACUUAGGAAACCUUACCAACCUCCAACAAUUGUGGAUGGCAGAGAAUCAACUUUCUGGCUCAAUACCAAAAACUUUUGGCAACCUGCAAAACAUCCAGAAUCUGCGGGUCCACAUUAACCAAUUAUCAGGUCCUCUUCCUCGCGAGUUUGGAAAUCUCACAAGAUUAGUUGACCUUGAGCUAUCUUAUAACUCCCUUUCUGGACCUUUGCCUGCAAAUAUAUGUGCGGGUGGCAGACUCGAAUUUUUCAUGGUUUCUUUGAACAUGUUUGAUGGCCCUAUUCCAAGGAGCAUGAAGGUAUGUACAACCUUGAUUCGACUGUUACUUGAUGGGAACAAGCUAUCAGGAGAUAUAUCCGAACAUUUUGGUGUGUAUCCACAACUCAUGAAAAUACGAUUAGCAUCAAAUAGGCUCUCUGGGAAAAUCUCACCGAAUUGGGGUGCCUGUCCCCAACUAGAGGAACUACAUUUAUCAGAAAAUUCUAUCAGUGGCCAAAUACCCUCUGCUCUUUCUAAAUUGUCCAACUUGGUUCAACUAAAACUCGAUUCUAAUAAUCUCAGUGGUGAGAUACCUCAUGAAAUUGGCAAUUUAACAAAUCUGUAUAGCCUGAAUUUGUCACUAAAUCAGCUAUCCGGAUCCAUACCAUCACAGUUGGGAAAGCUGAGAAAUUUAGGAUCCCUUGAUAUAUCUGGUAACAAUUUGAGUGGACCAAUACCUGACGAACUGGGAGACUGCAUCAAGUUACAGUCCUUGAGGAUUAACAAUAACAAUUUCAAUGGGAAUUUGCCUGGUUCAAUAGGAAAUUUGGAAAGCCUACAGAUCAUGUUAGAUGUUAGCAGUAACAAACUCAAUGGUGUCUUGCCACAACAACUCGGAAAGUUGGAGAUGUUGGAAGUUCUGAAUUUAUCCCACAACCAGUUCAGUGGUCGCAUUCCUCCCUCCUUUGCCAGCAUGUUGAGCCUAUCAACGCUUGAUGUGUCCUACAACAAUUUGGAAGGACCAGUCCCAGAAGGACGUCAACUUCAAAAUACUUCAGCUAGCUGCUUUCUCCACAAUAAAGGUCUGUGCGGUAAUCUCUCUGGCUUGCCACCAUGUUAUUCAACUCAAGUAUCUGGUCGCCAUAAAAGAAGGUUACUUAGUUUGUUGCUUCCAAUUGUCCUUGUUGUGGGUUUCACCAUUAUUCUUUCUACAAUUGUAAUUAUUAUGAUCCGUGCUCAUCACAAGAGAAAGCCCCAAGAAAGUGCUGGUACCAAUGGAAGAGACAUUUUUUCUGUUUGGAAUUUUGAUGGAAGAAUUGCAUUUGAGGAUAUCAUCAGGGCAACUGAAAAUUUCGAUGACAAGUACAUCACUGGAACAGGAGGAUAUGGCAAAGUAUACAAAGCACAACUACAGGAUGGGCAGACAGUUGCUGUGAAGAAGCUUCAUCCCACUGAAGAAGAGAUGAAUGAUGGAAGAAGAUUUUCACAGGAAAUGGAAAUCUUAUUGCAAAUUCGACAGAGAAGCAUUGUCAAGUUUUAUGGAUUUUGCUCCCAUCCAGAGUACAAGUUUCUUGUAUACGACUACAUAGAGAGGGGAAGCCUUCGUAUGACCAUGGAAAACGAGGAUCUAGCUAAAGAGAUGAACUGGCAAAAGAGAUCCACUCUUAUUAAAGAUGUGGCUCAAGCGAUAUCUUAUUUGCACCACGACUGCAAUCCACCAAUUAUCCAUCGAGAUAUCACAAGCAACAACAUCUUGCUCGAUAGAACUUUCAAGGCUUAUGUCUCGGAUUUUGGCGCAGCAAGGAUUUUGAAACCGGAUUCAUCAAACUGGAGUGCGCUAGCAGGCACUUAUGGCUAUAUAGCUCCAGAGUUGUCCUACACAUCUACUGUGACCGAGAAAUGUGAUGUUUAUAGCUUUGGUGUGGUCGUGCUAGAGGUGAUGAUGGGGAAGCAUCCGAGGGAUCUUCUGGAUCACCAUGCAUCAUCAAGGGAGCAUUAUAUGGAACUUAAGAAAAUCCUGGAUCAGCGACCAGCGGUACCAACCACAACAGAAGCGAAAGACGUAGUUCUCCUAAUGAAGGUGGCAUUUUCUUGUCUGCAAGCUUCUCCACAAGCAAGGCCAACAAUGCAGGAGGCGUACCAAGCCCUUAUCCAUCAGCAGUCUUCCUGCUCUUCCCAAGACAUUCCAGGAGAAUCACACUAGCACAUGCAACAUUUGUCCAACAACAAGCAAUCUGGUUUUCGGCUUUUUCCUUGCCUUCUUGAAUUGCAAGUUUGGCAUGAAGCCGUACCAUUGAGGUGUCAGCAGACAGCCCUCCUUAACUGGAAGCCUACUCUCCACAGUUCCUCGGUACAGAUGAGCUCUUGGCAGCACCAUACCAUCCCCUGCAAUUCGACUGGCGUCA
Molecule: messenger RNA, 3409 nt
Organism: Phragmites australis (common reed)
Lineage: Eukaryota; Viridiplantae; Streptophyta; Magnoliopsida; Poales; Poaceae
Product: MDIS1-interacting receptor like kinase 2-like
Exons: 3
Coding region: 1-3207 (1068 amino acids)
Biological process (GO): hormone-mediated signaling pathway; protein phosphorylation
Cellular component (GO): plasma membrane
Molecular function (GO): protein kinase activity; protein binding; ATP binding
Source: RefSeq, a predicted model, not a curated record